Messenger RNA from Drosophila subobscura, 4187 nucleotides. RefSeq lists its product as uncharacterized. Bases 800 to 2869 code for a protein of 689 amino acids. Gene Ontology annotation, cellular component: plasma membrane. The record is from RefSeq and is a predicted model, not a curated record. The transcript has 5 exons. Gene Ontology annotation, molecular function: ephrin receptor binding. Gene Ontology annotation, biological process: axon guidance; ephrin receptor signaling pathway. NCBI's taxonomy places the organism in Eukaryota, Metazoa, Arthropoda, Insecta, Diptera, Drosophilidae.
UAAAACAAUUAAAAUGAUUCGAAGGCAAACAACAUGUUUUUGGUGCACGCCUUGCACAUUCUGAAAAACGAAUGAAAAUGUGAUUCGUUUGAGAAGUGAAAUAAAAGAAAAUGUGUACAUAAAAACCAAGGACUGUGUGUGUGCGUGUUUGUUUGUGUUUCCCUAUUUUAAUGAAUAUGUGUGAAUCCUCGAGAACAGAACGCUUUCUGGUUACAAAUUAAACAUUGCAAAUGAAAAUUGAGUCGUCCAGAUUUAAAAAUAGCAAAGAUUAUAUUAAGGAGUUUGGGUCUUAUUUUCACAGCUUACUUUCCUUCGCUUUGAGACUGUGUGAGUGAAUUGUCGUCGCGCUGCGCCGUGUAUGUAUUCAGAAAACGUCUCAUUUGGUGUAUAUGUAUGUACAUCAAUGCAUACAUACGUAUGCACUCGAAUAUGUUUGCCGUCAAGUUUUUAUUAACGAAAGAGAGAAAAGGUGACGACUGGAGUCCAAGGGUAAAUCGCACAAGAACACUAGCACUAGGCCGUAAAUUCCAAUUUUGUGCUAAAAAGUCCUGGUCAAAGCUUAACUAAUUACUUUCACUACUACUCCAUGCUCCUGAGUCAGGUUACUUGACAACAGCCCAUUUUUUAAGCGAUAAUCCAAAGAUGGAGCAAGAUACACAUCGGCAUGUGCCGACGCAGCCAAUAGUUUAAUCGCAGUAAAACAAAAACCAUUAAGGCGGUCGCAAUUUACAUACACACAACAUAUAUAGAUCACUUAAGCAAUAUAUUCACAUUGAACAUAGCUAACAGUGCUAACAGAAUGCCAGAGCGGGAAAAGGAGUUGCAUGCGACUUUUAUCUGGACCACGCCACAGUCACAGACCCAGAAAAAGCCACUGGUAGAAGCCAAAGUUUGCAACGCCUGGCAAUCAUCCGUGCCAUGUUACAAUAAGCCUCAGUUAAGUCGCCACAAACGUCAGAGUUGCUUGGCUUUGAAAAAAGAGCUGGCUGAGCCACAGAAACUUCAGGAGGCGAGAGGAAGAGAUCUUGCUACACAAAAUUUCAAUAAGUGUCAACAGGAGCAGCGGGUACGGCCAUACACUGGUUAUCCAUUGAACAUUAAGCUAUACAUGCCAACGACUACGAGAAUGCCAAGUGUUCGAAGUCGAAAUCAGGCAAUAACGACAACGACCACCAUUAACCAACCAGCUAUGCAUCGAAAGUCGAAGAGCAAAAGCAAGAACAUUGCAAACAGCACGUUUUUGACGUUGCAUUUCAAAAACUCGUCGAAGCAGCAGAGAUCUGUUACAGCGGCUACAGUGGCUCAAGCAGGAGCAGAUAUCGAACCAGAUAGGAAAACAGUAACAGGAUUAUGUGCGAAUAGAAUGUUAAAGCAAGAUCAACGUCAAGAUCCCGAUAUCAAGAAGGCCACCCGAAGAGUUCAUAAUAACGUUUAUACCAAGAAUAAAAACCACUCCUCACCCUCAUCGCUGGUGCGAUGCAAAAUGUUAAUUCCUCUGCCCACAUUAGGCGCUACAUCGUUCGUCACUUUGCUCACGCUGAUCUGCAUAGAAACCGUUUUGCUGUCCACCAUGUCCAGCUGCGCCAAAACCUUCUACAUGCAUUGGAAUACAUCGAACAGCAUAUUUCGUAUAGAUAACACCGACCACAUAAUUGAUGUCAACAAAGGCAACCUGGCUUUCGAAUUUGAUCAGGUGCACAUAAUAUGUCCAGUGUACGAGCCGGGGACAUUUGAAAACGAAACGGAAAAAUAUAUAAUAUACAAUGUGUCUAAAGUGGAGUACGAAACAUGUCGCAUAACAAAUGCAGAUCCAAGAGUAAUAGCUAUAUGUGAUAAACCCCAAAAAUUAAUGUUUUUUACAAUAACUUUCCGGCCAUUUACACCGCAGCCAGGUGGCUUGGAGUUCCUACCUGGAAAUGAUUAUUACUUCAUUUCAACUUCAUCGAAAGACGACUUGUAUCGACGCAUUGGGGGUCGUUGCUCCACAAACAAUAUGAAAGUUGUGUUCAAGGUUUGUUGUGCCACCGAAGAAAAGAACAAAACCACACAAACCAACACCAAUGUUGCUGUGGCUGGCGGAGACACAGGGGGAGGCAACAGUGUCAUUAUCGCGGCCAAUGAGGACAGUCAUGGACCUGUCCACGGACACAAUACUGGUGCCGGAAACACCUUUGGAAUAAGCGGCGUCAACGGAGGUCUCUCGGGGGGACAACCCUCAGUGGGAAUAGCCAUACAUCCAAAGAAUGGCAACAAUGGCCCAGGAACCUCGAUCAAUACGAACAUCGAUCAGUUCAACCGGAUACCGAUUCAACCUAACAUUAUGGGUAAUAAUGUUGGCUCUAGCGGCGUUGGUGGUGGAAUUGUUUUGUCGCCUGGUCAUGGUCAUGGUAGCAUCAACAUGCUGCCACCUGGCCGAGGUGGGGUAAAUGCUGCAUACCCGGGACAUCACCACAUUCAAACUGGAAUACGGAUAAACAAUGUGCCAACGCAGCACAGUUAUCCAUCGCACAAGGGGAAUGUCAAUGGCAACUCUAACGGUAAUGAUGAUCACCAUCAUUACGACAAACAUCCCAACGAGGUUGUGAAGAACGAAGAACUUACAUACAACAGUGGUUCGGCGGUUGCAGGUAGAAAUAACUUCAGCACUUGGAACUGGCUAUGCACCUGGCUGCCACUGCCUUUCCCUUUAGCCGGCUGCACGUCUACCAAUUGGAUAAGUUCAUCGUUGGUCAGCGCUUUUGCAAUCCUGGCAGUGCACCAAGUAAUUCGGAUAUCAUUGCCCACCCACCGCUGCCGCCCAGAAAAUAUGGCAACCAGUGACUCCUCCAGUAAGAGCUGCCUAAUUACCAACAUCCACGGCAAUCGGUGAAUUUGUUCAGAACACUCGUUGUCCCGUUCCGCCCUGAAACAUUUAUUUUAAUCAAAAAAAUUAAUUUUUCCAAUUUUACAUUCGUCUUAAUAUGCGAAGUAUGAAAAUAUAAAUUUUGAUGCGAAGUCACUGACUUCGAAGGGGUGAGAUUGUAUUUAUUGAUUUUCUAAUAUAAUUGAUUCGAAUCAUAGUGAUUCGAAAUUAGAACAGAAAGAAAGGAGAAAGGUGAAAUAGAAUUCAUAAGUAAACCAAUUAAUUAUUUCAAUCGUAUUAAAACUAAGACGUAGUAAUGUAGUUUUAAAUGAUACCGAUUAAGUAAAUAAUGGAGAUCGGCAACAAUUGAGAGUAAGUGCAGUACAAUGGGCCAGGUAUACAUAGCACUAGCUAUAUAGCUAAAUGCAUAUAUACACCGUCACGUGCCUAGCGACUAGCCACGAUGUCUACACCAUCGAUCCUCGUCGAUGUUGUGCUCUUUUCUGUUUGUAAAAUUGCAUUAUGUUGUAAGCUCACACAAAUCACAGAAUCAUCCAAGCUUAUGGCAAUGUAAAAGACACGAAGUUCAGACAAACAGACCACAAAAACAACGUGGCUUGGAAAUUGGAUUUACAUAAACACUCUGAAUCCCAUGCAUAUUUACAUUCACCAAACCACACAUUUACUCCUCGUGCAAGAACCUGCACGUUGGGCCUUUCGACUGAAAUUAUAACAAUAUUUAUUAGAAUACGUUUAUAUAGAGGACGUGUAGAAAAUUAGCGAGUAAGGUAUCCAAAGGCAGCUUAAUGGUAAUGCAUUAGCAGAUGAUGUCCGCGUAUGUAAUGAUAAGUGAAACAACUCACGUAUGUGUAUGUAUGUUUCAUAUGCAUUUAUGUAUAUUAACAUUCGUGCUAAGUAUUUUGAAUAUGGUAAAGGUGAAAUUCAAAGAACUCAAUUGUAAAUUUUAAGCUCUCUUUAAGUUUUGUUUUUAUUUGAUGUUUACUUUUUGAAAUCAUCAUUUUUUGAAAUCAGAAUUUUAUUUUGUAAAUGAACCAAUCAGUAUAGUGAAGUGUUUCUUCAAUUAAAAAAAAAUAUAUGUGUAUAUUUAUGCAUAUAGUAUACAUGUGUACUUAUUUAUAUACAAAACAAAUGUUUAGGUGAAACGUUAUAGACUUUGUAUAUUGAAUAAAACAAAAAACUUAAAAACAAAUAAAUCAAGGAAGUAACAAAAAGAUCGUAUAAAAUAAAAAAUAUAUUGAUGCAUCGUGUGUGAAAGUAACGAGAUUUAAAAUUUAUAUUACAUGAGCAUUAAAGAAUUCGCAUAAUGUACCAGAUAAGUGAACAA